Molecule: messenger RNA, 165 nt
Organism: Gaeumannomyces tritici R3-111a-1
Lineage: Eukaryota; Fungi; Ascomycota; Sordariomycetes; Magnaporthales; Magnaporthaceae
Exons: 4
Coding region: 1-165 (54 amino acids)
Source: RefSeq, a predicted model, not a curated record
AUGGACUUUAGGGUGGAGUUUUAUGCUUGUACAAAGGAGUUCUGGAUGGCCGGUGCACAAAUCCAGGAUUUGUGCAUGGCGAUCCUCCAAAGCCUGUGCAUGCGCUUAACAACUUAUAAUCGUUACCCCGGCUUUAUGGAUUUUAACGCCAGCGCUAUACAUUAA